CCCUUGCACUCCCACACUAUCAUUCCUUACCUUUCAGACUCUCCUAAAACUAAAAAGGAACCUAGAAACCUUAAAUAAAGCUGUUUGGUCUUCUACAUUCUUCACUCUUUCUUCUCUCUCUCUCUCUGUAUGGUCAGUCUACACAGUUUAUAGUCCCCUCUCCCCUGUGUGGCUGUGUGCUGUGAUUUUGCCUUUUCCUUUUAAAUUUUCUUUUGUUUUAGAAGCGGGGCCCUGGGCCUGCAAAUCCAGCAAACCCCAACUAGGUUAUUAUUAUAUAUCUUCGCGACGCAGCAACCGCUAUCACUCGCGCCUUCAAAACCCUUCUCGACUUUUUCGUGAUUUUCGGUCUUUAAUUUUAGGGCUUCAGAUAUGGCAGAGGACUUGGACGACGGAGAGUUUUGGCUUCCUUCUCAGUUUCUCACUGACGACGACAUACUCAUGGACUUGAAUAAUUUCCGCAGCAACAAGGGUUUUGCUACUGAUGUCGAUGCACCCGCGGCCUUCUUUCCUUGUGACUUCCCUCCUCAUCCCUUUCCUCGCCAUGGUUCUCCCACCGCUCUCAGCUCCCCUGUUGAGUCGCUCGUUGGUUCUACCGAGACCGAGAGUGAUGAGGAGGACUACUUGGCUGGCCUAACCCGCCAGAUGGCCCAUUCCACGCUCCAAGACGAUGACAAAACUGUCGCUCCUGCCUUUGGUUCUGAGAACAACAAGACAUGGGCUAUGGCUGGUUCACCUCAAUCGACUCUCUGCACAGUCGGAAGCUGGUCUGGUCGCAGUGGGGGCUCGAGCCGUGGGAGCCCCAACGGCCCUUCCCAGGUUUCCUCACCCCCAUCGACGCCGCUGAAUGGGAAAGAUGAUGCCUGGGAUCUGCUCAACGCUGCGGCGGGGCAGGUCGUGAGGAUGAAGAUGAACGAUGAUGAGGUGCCCAAUAACCAUCAUCAAGGACGAGGAGUUCUGGGUCCACCUCGAAAGCCUUCUCCAGUACCUGUUCCGGUGAAGACCCCUACUGUUAGUGCCGGAUUCUACUCAAAUCAAGUUUUUACUCACCAGCAGAUGCAGUCUAAUCAAUUUCAACAGCUGAAACGGCAACAACUGAUGAAGCAACAGUUCUCUGCCGUUUGGGGAAGACCAGGGAAGAUAGCUGGGGCCACUCAUCAGCCGCAAGCACCGCAGCAGCAACAACUGCAAAAUAGAUCUAGGGCUGCCGGAUUUGGUAACGGUAGAUACGGUGGUCGCCCUCUGGGCUUAUCUUCAUCUGCGUGGCCGCCUCUGCAGCAGCAGCCUCAAGCUGGUUCGGGUAUGAGAGCUGUUUUCCUUGGAGUCUCCGGUACAAGAAGGGAGUGUAGUGGAACCGGUGUCUUCUUGCCUCGAAGGAUAGGUAACCCAGCUGAAUCCCGGAAAAAACCAGCGUGUUCGACAGUUCUACUUCCUGCAAGAGUGGUGCAGGCCUUGAAUUUGAACUUCGACGAUUUGGGUGCUCGUCCACGCAUCCAUGGAGUUUUUGCCGCAACUGAAAAUGUUGGUAUUGCAGAUCCGGUGACUGCUCGGAGUAAUGCCUCCUUGUCUCAAAAGAAGAUGAGCUACCGCCCUCAGGGAUCUAUUAACCAUGAGAUACGCCUCCCCCAAGAUUGGACGUAUUGACGAGUCCAAUUACAACAGUUUUACUAAUCCACUACUGAUGUUGCAGUUAUGCUGGAAAGAAAAGAAAAGAUUAUGAAAGGAAUAAUGUAGAAAAUGAAGAAAGAAGAAAAGAGGGAAGUUUAGGAGUUGAUUAUAGUGAAAUUUUACUUUUGAUUGGGGAAAAAAAGAUAUUACUGAAGAAGAAGAAAUGGUUUUUUGUUAUAGCUAGUAGGGGAAACAAAUAAAUACGAGUCUGUAUACAGUUUUUUGUUGUUUGGCUACGAAGGGGGAGGACGAGGGCGUUUUUUUUCCUCCUGUUUUUUCCUUUUUUGAGCUUUGAAAAUAAGUCAGUGAAGUGGGAAGUGGGUUUAAUUUCCUCUGUUCUGAGGUUAAAUAUUUUUUGAUGUAAUACCAGAGUGGGGGGAAGGAGAAGAAAUAGAACCAAAGGUGGGCAUCUUCCUUUUUUUUUUAUAUUUUGGUAGAUGUCACAAGAUGCCCCAUCCCACACCUCCCCUCCACUCUACCGUGGCCGGAAAAUUUAAUAAUGAUAUACAAGAAAUGUUCCCUCUA
Molecule: messenger RNA, 2190 nt
Organism: Nelumbo nucifera (sacred lotus)
Lineage: Eukaryota; Viridiplantae; Streptophyta; Magnoliopsida; Proteales; Nelumbonaceae
Source: RefSeq, a predicted model, not a curated record